UGAAAGGAGAUUAAAUCAAAUUAUAAAAAAUAUUGUAAUAUUUAGGGUAGUAAAAAAUUAUUGUAUACGUUCAUUCUGGUUACGAACCCUUAGCCCCUGACUAACAUUCAAUCCUGGGUACGUCGUCUGCUGUUUUGUGUUAAACAUGUGGAAGCCUGUCUACAAAGAUAUUAUUUGCUGUCUAGCAAGUCUGCAUUAUGAUUAUUAUAAAUUGUUGACUCGGCCUUCAAACACACGACUAAUUCGCUGGUGAUUUAAGUUGUUGAUAAUCGAAAAUCCGGUAAAUAUUAUUGACUCACUUGAUUUUUGGUGAUUCGAUUUUGUUUCAACUAUAUAAUAAUGCCAAUAUACAAUUGUUGUUCAUUCGUUCGGCUCUACCGCGGCGUUUUGGUACAAAGUUUCGGGUCUCUCGCGAGAGGUAUUGUAUUUUCGAAACAUUAACUUCGAAUAUCCGAGUGCCAGAAAUUAGAUUGAGUGGCAAAACAAACUGCGUCGAUGUUUGUAUUUUGGAUCUGAAAAUAAUUUGGGCAAUUUAGACCACGAGACAAUUUCGCUGGUUACAGAUUGAGAAGCCUUUUGCAGACAUUGGUGCCUUUUGUCUUUGAUUGAAUUUUACGUCUAUAACAAAGAAAGAUGCCUCUAUUCAAGAAACCUAGACGGACUAGAAGUGGAAGUCCCGAAUUGUUAUCAUUAACACCGCUUUCCCAGGAAUCACAGGACGGUAUAGAGGAAGGAGGGUCUCAAAAUGAUAAAAGUAGCCAAAAAAUCGACAGAUUUGAACGACCCAAAUCCGCCUUUACAACUGGAUUGGAAGACUCGCUAAACAAUUUCUGUUUAACUUCUCAAUCCUAUCAGGGUGUUGAUUUGUCACCAGCUAUUACAUCUUGCAAAAAGCUGGAGUCGCCAAUAUCAUCAGAUAUUUUCGAUGAAGAUACAAAACCCUGCAACGAUUCUACUUUCACAGAUGCGCAAUCUUUUCUGCUCAGAAGUGAUACCACUGAGAGCGAUGAUUAUUUGGAUUCAAUUUUCGUAUCUCAAUCGAAACUUUUGCCUAAGGGAAAUAUCUUUCAAGAAUCAAAUAUUAUUUCAGAAACCUCGAAAAUAAACUCCGAUCUUCAGACUCCACUGAAAAAUUCGCCUCUAAAACAGAAGUCACCAGUUCGAGUUUCAAAAAUCCAGCAUCCUAAAGUAGAAAAAAAUACUCCCAAGUCUUACAAAGACUGGAAGAACCUCAGUAUUAUCGAGCUAUUAAAAAACGAAGCUUCACCUUCAGCAGACACUCCACCUGCUUUGAAAUUUCCCCUUUCGAUGGAUGUAGACCCAAUUGAAUACUACUCUCCAAAACGAUCUAGAUCUGAAUUCGAACUUUCGGGAAAUUUGCACCCGAAGCAGAAAAUUCCUAAGCCACUGAUUGUAAACUCUUCUCCAAAAGUUUCAAAAUUAAUAAACCUACAUCUAAAAGUGCAAGGAAACUUAGGAAUCUCUUUGGAGAGAAAAGGGACAGCACAGCCAUUUUAUCUCAUCUCCAAAUUGGAUGUUAACGGAGAUGCGGAAAAAUCUAGGCAAUUUUGGAUCGGAGACGAAAUCGUUAAAGUUUGCGGAAGAAGAAUUCGAGGCACGCCAGAAGUCGAAGCUCGAAAUGCUCUCAGAAGUUGCUUCGGAGAUGUAGAAAUCCUUAUCGCCAGAAAUUCGAAAUAUGCAUUUUGUGGAGAUUUGGAAGACACCUGGCCGGAAUAUGUCAUUACAAGAACAAGAAGUGAUUCGGAAAUUUGGGGUCUUAACAAUCCUAGAAAGGAAAACACGGCAAACAAUAUUUUAACUGAAGAGAAUCAGGCUCUUAAUUGUAAGAAAUUUUCAUGUCAAAUUGUCGGUGCAAUAAGAAAAGGCGAAAACGUACUUCCUGCAGACACAGAAGAAGAUGAAUCUGAGAUGUUAACAGGAAUGAAGAAAUUCUACAUGAUCCGAAAAAGAAGUUCAGACUUAACGCCCACGUUAAAAAGAAUUACGAAUUUGCCAGGUAAUUUGUUGACUAUCCAAUUCGAAGAAGCGUCCUCGAAAAAACUUGGAUUUAGUAUUGCUGGUGGAUCCGAUUGCAGCAGAGGAAGUAUGGGAAUUUUUGUUAAAAACAUUGAGCCCGAAGGUCAAGCUGCAGAGGAAGGAAAACUGCAUAAUGGAGACGAGAUUUGGGCUGUGAAUGGAAUUUUCUUGGAGGGAUUUACUCGAGAGAGAGCAAAGAACAUUAUCAAAGCGGCUAAAGUGAGAAGAAUGAUUCUUCACGUUGGUAGGCGAGGUGUAACUUACUAAAAUUAUUACCGAGACAAUCAGUUAAAAACAAUGUUAUUUUUUCUGUGAUAGUGUUAGUAAGCUAUUUUCUUUCUAAAAGAAUCUUGUAAAAUUAUUUAUUUUUAUUUUUUACAAAUAUCUUAUAUUUAUUUAGUAAUAUUACAAAAGACUGAUAAAACUUCCAUAGUUUGAGAGACUUUAUCCAGUAUUAUUUAAUUUGUAAUUUUUUCUGUAAGGAAAUGUGAUAUUUAUUAUUUUUAUGUAACCGACAAAACUAAUUUAUUUCUUAUUUUGAUUUAUUUUGAAGUUUUUCGAGGGUGAUAGGCUCCUUUAUAGAACCUUUAGUUUCACGGACAAAACUUCUGUAAAGCAAUUGAUAAUUUUUUGAAAAAAGCUGUCUACGAUUCGACGACUUUCUAAUCGAUUUUUCGUUUAUUUUAUAUUUUGUGAUAUAACUAAUCUUGAUCAAAUUCAACGGCGAUACCUAUUCUGGUUCCAAAUUAAAUAUACAAUAAUUAUUUUGAAUGAA
Molecule: messenger RNA, 2812 nt
Organism: Belonocnema kinseyi
Lineage: Eukaryota; Metazoa; Arthropoda; Insecta; Hymenoptera; Cynipidae
Product: PDZ domain-containing protein 2-like
Exons: 4
Coding region: 634-2304 (556 amino acids)
Molecular function (GO): protein binding
Source: RefSeq, a predicted model, not a curated record